This is a messenger RNA of Amphibalanus amphitrite, 3080 nucleotides long. RefSeq lists its product as uncharacterized. Bases 119 to 1435 code for a protein of 438 amino acids. The transcript has 2 exons. The record is from RefSeq and is a predicted model, not a curated record. Lineage: Eukaryota; Metazoa; Arthropoda; Thecostraca; Balanomorpha; Balanidae.
GCAGGGUGAGCAGCCACCUAAGGCUGAGCAGGUGAGACCCAGUGCUGCUCCCAGCAGCUCAGUUCAGGUUAGCAGCGGUGGAGUCACUGCUGACUCUGGUCAGAGGACAGGUACUCUGAUGCCUGUGGUUCCAGUGAGAGUUGUGUCACCCUCAGGGAAGACAGUGGAAACUCUUGCCUUUUGUGAUAGUGGCAGCUCUGGAACUUUCAUGAGUAAGAGUCUGGCUGAUCAGCUUGGGAUGUGCUCAAAGUCCACUACCAUUUCUGUUGACACUGUGUGUGGAUCUGGGAGUGAGAUUUCCACAUCUGUGAUGGAGGAUGUGAAAGUUGGUCCCUUGAAGGGUGAAGGUCUGUUCUCGCUCCCUCCGGUGUUCACUCUUGACCGCAUUCCUGUGUCCACUGAGGAUGUGUGUGACAGAGUUGAGUUGAGUGCUUGGCCACACCUGUGUGGUGUGGAGCUGCCGGAGACUGAUGUUGAUCUGAGUGAGGUGGAUCUACUGAUUGGUGCAAACUGUCCACAGCUGUUGGUGCCGGAUGAGGUGAGGAAGCCUGAGGGUGACGGGCCGUGCGCUCUGCGCACCCGCCUCGGGUGGUACGUGAUUGGACCCUCCCAUCGGUCGGCUCGUGAUCCUGUGGGUCAGCACUCUGUGAACCGGAUCGGCGUUUCGCGUUCCGACAUUCCUGGUAAGGUCUCUGAGGCUGAUCUGUUCGUUCAGCUGUACGAUCAGGAUUUCAAGGACUCAGCUGAUGAGACUGAGAGUAUGUCCGUGGAGGACAAGGAGUGGGUGAGCAUGGUCAAAUCUAAGCUGAGGAAGGAUGAGAUGGGCCAUUUUGAGAUAGGUCUACCACUCCGUGAUGUCAGUGACUUGCCGGAUAGCUACUUCACAGCUAAAAGGCGCUUGGAGCCUCUCAGGCGACGCUUGUCUGGCAACCCCGAUCUUCGUGAUGAGUAUGCUUCUGUUGUUCAGCGACUGUUCGAUGAGGGCUAUGCUGAGGUGGUCCCCGACGCUGAGGUUGAAGCUGGGGAAAGGGUUUGGUAUUUGCCGCACCACGGUGUUAGGCAUCCAGAGAAGAAGAAACUAAGGGUGGUUUUUGAUUGUUCUGCAAAAACUGAUGGCCUGUGUCUGAACGAUCUGCUGAUCAAGGGACCCAACCUCACCAACUCACUUGUUGGGGUGUUGCUUCGAUUCCGCCUGAAUCCUGUGGCGUUCACGUGUGACGUGGAGUCGAUGUUUCACAGGGUUCGACUGCCUGCUGCUGAUGCGAACAUGCUGCGUUUCCUGUGGUUCAGGAACGGCGAUGUCGGCGGUGACGUGGUGGUCUGCCGCAUGAAAUCGCACAUCUUCGGCGCGGUGUCUUCUCCCAGCGUCGCAGGGUUUGCACUGAGGCAGUGCGCUGAAAAAGGUAAGGCCGAGCAUCCAUCCAGAGGCUGCUAGGAUUGUUGAUCAGAAUGUCUAUGUAGACGAUGCACUGGUAUCGGCUUCAUCAGUGGAUGGAUGAGGCUGUUCGUUUGGCCAGCGAUUUGAGACAGUUAUGUCAGACAGGCGCAUGUUCCGCGUGAGGACAGGGGCAACAACGCGAAGGAUCUUGACCUCCAGGUAGAGUCGUUGACGCCAGAGCGUGCUCUAGGCAUGCUGUGGUCGGUGGAUGAUGACACGUUCCGUUUCCGCUUCGUUGACAGGCGCAGACCAGUGACGAGACGAGGCAUCUUGUCCACAGUGAGUGCUUGUUCGACUCGCUGGGCAUCGUCUCGCCAGUCACCUUGCACGGCAAGGUCUCUGUCUAGAAGCUGUGCCUGAUGUCCUGUGGCAGGGAUGACGCCAUUCCGGCGCCAUUCCGGGUUUGGUGAGCUCUGUUCGGAUUUUGGUGAGCUCUACUCUGGGUUUUGGUGAGCUCGGCUGUUGGUUUGGUGAGCUCUACUCAGGGACUUGGUGAGCUCUGCUCAGGGUUUUGGUUUGGUGAGCUCUGCUCAGGGACUUGGUGAGCUCUGCUCAGGGUUUUGGUUUGGUGAGCUCUGCUCAGGGAUUUGGUGAGCUCUGUUUUGGUUUGGUGAGCUCGACUUGGAGACUUGGUGAGCUAGGCUCUGGGGUGAAGGCAUACCAGGUAGGUUUGCUGACGAGCAGUUCUCCACCCAGCAGUGGAGAAGGGUCCAGUACCUCGCUGACCAGUUUUGGCUCAGAUGGAGGCGCGAGUACUUGCCGAUCUUACAGCGGCGCCAGAGGUGGGUAUCUAAGUCUAGGAACGUAGAGCAAGGAGACGUCGUGUUACUGAUAGAUGAGGAUGUGCCGAGAGGUCAUUGGCGCAUGGGCAAGGUGACGCAGACGUUUCCGAGCAAGGACGGUUUGGUGAGAAAGGUGUCCCUGAGAACUGGUGGCACGGUUUUGACGCGGCCGGUGCAUAAGCUGAUAGUCCUGCUGCCGACUGCUGACCGGAGCCUGAGCUAGAUUGCGAUCGUCUGGAGCCGACUGCGGCUCAGACCUGAGUUACUGAGUGUUGUCGCGGCGCGGUGAUAAUUAAGUGUUUUAUUCGGUGUUUAGUGUUAAGUGAUGAGUGUUAGGUGUCCUCAACCAUGUCGGUUGAGCGGGGGCAGUGUUGGCGCCGUUGGCGCCUGGCGAUGGUAACUUUUAGUUGUCUGGGCGCUUGACAGAUGGCGGUGUGAUUUUCGGUUGUCCAUUUGCUAUCGAUUUAUUGAUAUGUUUAUUUUUUGAUUUGGUGCCUUGUGUCUUUUGGUUUAUUUUAGGUAUCGAUUUGUAAUUUAGUUUUGUAUUGUGAUCCGCGGUCAUAAGUUAUUUGGAUUUGUUCGAUUUACUGACCGUGACCUCUACGGUCACGUGACCCGGCGCCGGCUGACCUGCCACGUCACCUUCUGGGUCAGUGGAGGGGCGGCCGGCGGGGCAGCGCCCAUUCUUGGUUGGCCUGUCGCGGCGGCGUUAGCGUGCCGCGCAUCGGUUUGGUUUGGUCGUGUUUGGCUUGGUUCGGCCGUUCGACGUGAGUGCACAAGGGCGCACCGUGUAGAAACCGCUACGCUUUGUUCCGUUCUGUUUGCUGCUCUACGAGCAAUAUAUGGUCAGCACAGGCGGA